Molecule: messenger RNA, 1574 nt
Organism: Wyeomyia smithii (pitcher-plant mosquito)
Lineage: Eukaryota; Metazoa; Arthropoda; Insecta; Diptera; Culicidae
Exons: 4
Coding region: 194-1294 (366 amino acids)
Biological process (GO): regulation of transcription by RNA polymerase II
Cellular component (GO): nucleus
Source: RefSeq, a predicted model, not a curated record
GGCACUAUUGGAUCCGAUUGGAAAAUCCUUAGGGUGCACCUUCACGUCAACAAAAACACUGGAGUUUUUGAAAACUGCUGCGAAUCGAAUUAAAAACAAAAUAAGCGACGAGCUUCAAGGUAAACUAUUUUCAUUAAAAAUAGACUCGGCUUCUCGUCACGGACGGCACAUUCUUGGGAUAAACGCUCAGUUUAUGAAGGAUGACCAAAUCAAGGUUAGAACUCUUGGAAUGGUCGAGGUUAAGAAAAAACAGACGGCAAAAUUUUUGAAAACCAAGAUACUGGAUGUGUUAAGCAUAUAUAACGUUGGACUUAAAAACGUUUUUUCCGUCACAUCGGAUAAUGGGUCAAACAUGUGCGCUGCUGUACGCGAAUUGCAGAGAGCAAUUGCCGAAGAGCAUGAAGAUGAGAACGGUGAAAUGGAGCAUUGGGAAGUUCUUUCGAAUGUUCUAGACGAGUUCAAGGACAGUGUAAGCUUAGUGAGGUGCGCUGUUCACACAAUGCAGCUUGCCGUUACUGAUGUUACAAAGCUGUACGAGGACAAUAUAAAAGCAGUGACUAACAUCGCCAAAGCUUGCCGCAAAAUUUCCUAUGAAGCGUAUUUCGAGGCAGAAGGGCAAGCGCUGCCGCCGUUAUACGCAAAGACAAGAUGGGGUGGAGUCUUUAAAAUGGUAGAGCACUUCAACAAAUUUGAAACGUUCUACGUUAAGUUGGGUGCAAUACACAAAGAACUAGAUUUAGAUAACAAUUGGAAAUUCGUCAAUAACUUCGUGCAAGCUUUUUCUCCAACUUACGAGGCUACAAUCAAAUUUCAGGAUAAGCACGUUGGAUUGUCGGAUUUCCAUAUGUUAUGGAUCAACACGAUCCGAAUGACGAAGUUAAUACACAAUCCAAUGGCAGAAGAACUUUCAAAGAAUCUCUUGAAACGAUUGGAGUCUCUAAAAGAAAACAUGCCGUUCAAAGCCGCCAUUUUGCUGGAUCCCCGAUUUUACUAUGAGGAUUCACGUGUGUUUACUCCUGACGAGAAAGAGCAAAUACGGAAAUUCAUUGUCAAUACAUCGGCCCGUAUCUCCAAUUUAAAAGGUGAUACACAACCUGAAAAUUCCAUUUUUGAAGUGGCCUCCUCAAAAGACGACUUGGACGAUUAUUUAACGACUUUAUAUGGAGGUUCACUUCCCAGCUCCAACCGAAAUUCGCGAAAAAAUACGAUAACAGAGCAACUGAGUGUUCUAGACGUCGGUACACGAAAAGAACACAAUUUUGAUGUUUGGAGCAGCUGGCAGGAAAAAAAAUAACAUGCAAAGAACUGUUUGAGGUGGCCGAAGUAGUUUAUGCGGUCCCCUCAACACAAGUCUCAGUCGAACGAGCCUUCAGUGCGCUGGCACUUAUUUUGUCAGACAGGCGGCUAUCAUUAGCAGAAUCAACAUUAGAGGAUAUUCUCAUCGCGAAAUUGAACCCUGAGUUAUUUGAUGAAGUUUUAAUCGAUUAAAUGACUUUAUAUUUCUUUUUUUUUCGUUGUUAACUAUUAAUAAAAAAAACUGUUGGUUAUACUAAAACAAAGGUUUAAAAAUCCUU